GUGUUCUGUGUUCUGUGUUCUGUGUUUGAACAGGUAACUGCUCUGUGUUCUAUGUUCUGUGUUUGAACAGGUAACUGCUCUGUGUUCUGUGUUCUGUGUUUGAACAGGUAGCUGGUGUAUGUUCUGUAUUCUAUGUUCUGUAUUUGAACAGGUAACUGCUCUGUGUUCUGUGUUCUGUGUUCUGUGUUCUGUGUUUGAACAGGUGACUCCUCUGUGUUCUGUGUUCUGUGUUUUGUGUUCUGUGUUUGAACAGGUAACUGCUCUGUGUUCUGUGUUCUGUGUUUGAACAGGUGACUGCUCUGUGCUCUGUGUCCCAGCAGGCAGCUGGUGUGUGUUCCAUUUUCUGUGUUCUGUGUUUGAACAGGUAGCUGGUGUAUGUUCUGUGUUCUGUGUUCUGUGUUUGAACAGGUAACUGCUCUGUGUUCUGUGUUCUGUGUUUGAACAGGUAACUGCUCUGUGUUCUGUGUUCUGUGUUCGGUGUUUGAACAGGUAACUGCUCUGUGUUCCAGCAGGCACCUGCUCCGUACUCAGUUACUCCGUGCUCUGUGUCCCGGCCGGCAGCCGCUCGGUGUUCUGUGCUCGGUGACCCUCCCAUGCCGGGAUGUCCCUGGAUGUCACCUUCCUGGGCACUGGCGCGGGCUUCCCGAGCCCGUCCCGCGGGGCCUCGGCGCUGGUGCUGCGCAGGGCAGGGCAGUGCUGGCUCUUCGACUGCGGCGAGGGGACACAGACACAGCUCAUGAGGAGCCACCUGCGGGCAGCCAAAAUCACCAAGAUUUUCAUCACUCACCUCCACGGCGACCACAUGUUUGGGCUCCCGGGGCUGCUGUGCACGCUGAGCCUGCAGAGGAGCGCCGAUGCCGGCGCGGCUCCCAUCGACAUCUACGGGCCGCUGGGGCUGCGGAGCUUCCUGCGGCAGAGCCUGGAGCUGUCGCACUCGCAGCCCGUGCUGCCGCACCGCGUGCACGAGCUGGUGCCCACGCAGGACCAGUGCCCCGCGGGCGAGUUCCGUGAUUUCUCGGGCCUGGAGCUGGCGCAGGAGCCCGCGGGGACGGUGCUGCGCCUGGACGCAGAGACGGACUCGUACCUGCUGCUGGAGGACGAGGAGCUGUGCGUGAGGGCCUUCCGCCUCUUCCACCGCGUGCCCUCCUUCGGCUUCGUGCUGGAGGAGAAGCCGCGGCCCGGGAAGCUCCAAGUGCGCUUGCUGCAAGAGCUUGGCGUGCCGCCGGGCGCCCUGUACGGGGAGCUGAAGCGCGGCCGCUCCGUGGAGCUGGCCGGCGGCGUGACGGUGCGGCCGCAGGACGUGCUGGGCCCGCCCGUGCCCGGCAGGAAGGUGUGCGUGCUGGGCGACUGCGCGGGGCCCGUGGGGUUUGGGGCGCGGCGCCUCUGCGGCCACGCCGACCUGCUGGUGCACGAGGCCACGCUGGGUGAUGGCCUGCGGGACAUGGCACGGCAGCGUGGGCACAGCACGCCCGGCCAGGCCGCGCGGUUCGCCCUGCAGUGCGGCGCCGCCAGGCUGGUGCUGACCCACUUCAGCCAGCGGUACCGCGGCGGAGAUGACAUGGGCGCCCUACGGAGCGAGGCCGAGGCCGUCAUGGGCGGCCAGGAGGUGACGCUGGCCGAGGAUUUCAUGACCAUCGAGAUACCCAUGAAGAACAAGUCCAAGGACUUUGCUAUUACAGAGAACUCAAUGACACAGUGAGAACGAGGACUUUGCUAUUACAGAGAACCCAAUGAAACAGCAAAAACGAAGACUUUGUGACCACAGAGAACCCAAUGAAACAGUGAGAACGAGGACUUUGCUAUUGCAGAGAACCCAAUGAAACAGCAAAAACGAGGACUUUGUGACCACAGAGAACCCAACGACA
This is a messenger RNA of Zonotrichia leucophrys gambelii, 1865 nucleotides long. RefSeq names its product elaC ribonuclease Z 1 (gene ELAC1). Bases 602 to 1699 code for a protein of 365 amino acids. Gene Ontology annotation, cellular component: nucleus. Gene Ontology annotation, molecular function: 3'-tRNA processing endoribonuclease activity. The record is from RefSeq and is a predicted model, not a curated record. The transcript has 5 exons. Lineage: Eukaryota; Metazoa; Chordata; Aves; Passeriformes; Passerellidae.